This is a messenger RNA of Guillardia theta CCMP2712, 975 nucleotides long. RefSeq lists its product as hypothetical. Lineage: Eukaryota; Cryptophyceae; Pyrenomonadales; Geminigeraceae. The transcript has 6 exons. Gene Ontology annotation, cellular component: membrane. The coding region runs from base 1 to 975 and encodes 324 amino acids. The record is from RefSeq and is a predicted model, not a curated record.
AUGGAAAAGCUGGUAGGGGGCGAAGCUCAGCUGCUGUUCGUCGCAGCUCUCUACGGGUCACUCACCGUCUCUUUCCGUCUCCUCUACGCCAUGGAGGGCCCUCCCUGCGCCUCCGUCGCUAGUUUCGUGAGAGGGAUGAUGGCUGCUGCAUGCUUCCUCCCCGUCCUCUUGCGGAACACCCAAUCCUCCUCCUCCUCCUCUGCCUCCUCUUCUGCCUCCUCCUCCUCCUUCUGGUUGGCAGCAUCAGAACUUGCGAUGUGGAAUCUUGGGGCGCAGGGGCUGCUCAACGUCGGCCUCCUCUUCACCGAGGCCUCGCGCGCGUCGUUCCUGACGCAGACGUCUGUGGUACUGACGCCGCUGGUGGCAAUGGUGGGAGGAGACAAGGUCGGCAAGAACGUUUGGUUCGGCUGCCUUCUGGCCCUUAUUGGCGUUGUCACCCUUGCUUCUGCUGAGUCCUCGGCUGCUGCUGCUGCCGCCGCUGGAACUCUUGGUAUCAACAUCGGCGACGCUUUCUGCCUUGCUGGAGCUUUGAGCUGGUCCAUGUACAUCUUUCGUCUCACCUGCAUCAUGGAGAAAGGAGGAGACUCAGUCAGGAUCCAGGCAUGGAAGACAAUCAUCCUUGGAGGUCUGUACGGCCUGUGGGCUCUCGCAGAUGCUGUGAAAGCUGUUGGAGCCGGACAGACAGUCAGCUCGCUAUGGCCAGGAGCAGGAGCAGGGAGUUUGACGGCUUGGAUCAUUCUUCUCUUCUCUGCCGUCGGUCCAGGAGCCAUUGCUGAUGUCAUGCAAGCUCGUGCUCAAGAGAAAGUACCCCGGCCAUUCUCGAACCUUCUCCUCCAUCUCCAUGCCACGACCAAACACUCCUCCUCCUGCCCCUGCUGCUUCUGCCGCUGCCGCUGCUCCGCCCCUCUCCAAUUCUUUCGCCUUUGCCCCUUUCCUCAUGUAACUUUCGUAUGUACUUGCCCUUGCUCUACUUGA